AUGAGUGCUACCGCGAAGGAAGUUAUGAAGAAGAUUGAUCAUAUAGUACAAAAACGCAUUUGCCCGAAAUGGAUCGAAAGCUUUUUGGGGAAGACAUUUUUUGAAAAAUGCCCGAGUCAUAAUUUGGGAAAGAAUGAAUUAAACAGGUACUGCAUAACUUGUGAUGAAUCAUUUUGCAGACAUUGUAUCACAUAUGGUUAUCACAAGGGCCAUGAUAUACUCCCCAUCAAUAGAUAUACCUACCAAAAUGCGGUUCCUCUUAAUGAGAUGGAGGUUCACAUUGAUUGUCAGAAUAUUCAGGUGUAUAAAUGUAACAGUAAGCCGGUUCUAUGUUUGAACACAAUUCGUCAUAGUGACUCUGGUUUACUUGCCGAUGGCAAAGGAAAGUGCCAUGUUUGCGAAAGAAAGCUAACAAAUCUAGAUCGAUUUCAAUUUUGCUCAAUUGCAUGCAAGAUAAAAUAUGUAAAUAUAUAUUUUUCGGUCCAGAUUCAAGCAGUUACAGAGCCGAUUCAUUUUCUUGCACUGUUGGAUGUCGAAGAACCAAUUAAUCCAUCAAAACGCAAACGAAGUAGAAAAGGAGUGCCAACAAGGGCUCCAUUUUUCUAA
Messenger RNA from Striga asiatica, 606 nucleotides. The record is from the annotation of a GenBank genome assembly. NCBI's taxonomy places the organism in Eukaryota, Viridiplantae, Streptophyta, Magnoliopsida, Lamiales, Orobanchaceae.